AUGUUGGUGUACGGCGUCAGCUAUAGACCGAUUUCGGUGAUGGAAUACGAAGCCGACGAAAGAAGAGGGAGGAAGAAGAAGAUACGGCAGUGGCAAGAUGAGGGAUACACAGAAAUGUCGGCAAUAAAGAGCCCGUCUCCCACCCGGUUCUUCACGAUUGGACUUGUAACGUCGUGGUACUCAUCCAACAUUGGGGUUUUAUUGCUCAACAAGUAUUUGCUUAGCAAUUACGGUUUCAAGUACCCGAUCUUCCUCACUAUGUGCCAUAUGACAGCUUGUGCUUUGCUAAGCUACAUCGCUAUCGCAUGGCUGAAGAUGGUUCCUAUGCAGACUAUCCGAUCUCGUGUUCAGUUCUUUAAGAUCUCUGCUCUGAGCUUAAUCUUCUGUGGAUCCGUUGUAAGUGGCAACAUUUCGCUUAGGUAUUUACCUGUAUCGUUUAAUCAAGCGAUUGGUGCUACGACGCCGUUUUUCACUGCCGUGUUCGCGUAUCUCAUGACUUUGAAGAAGGAAGCUUGGCUUACUUAUAUCACCCUCAUUCCUGUUGUGACUGGUGUUAUUAUCGCUAGUGGGGGCGAGCCUAGUUUUCAUCUGUUUGGGUUUAUAAUGUGCAUUGGUGCUACUGCUGCAAGAGCAUUAAAAACAGUUGUUCAAGGGAUCUUGCUUUCUUCUGAAGGGGAGAAGUUGAACUCCAUGAAUCUCCUUCUAUACAUGGCUCCUAUUGCUGUCGUAUUCCUGCUUCCUGCAACAUUAUACAUGGAAAGGAAUGUCGUUGGUAUAACAAUAGCACUUGCAAGACAAGAUUUUGGGAUUGUUUGGCUAUUGCUUUUCAACUCUGCGCUUGCAUAUUUCGUGAAUUUGACAAACUUUUUGGUCACAAAACACACCAGCGCUCUUACACUUCAGGUUUUGGGAAACGCAAAGGGGGCAGUUGCAGUGGUUGUUUCGAUACUAAUUUUUAGAAAUCCGGUAUCUGUGACUGGGAUGGCGGGAUACACAUUGACAGUGAUUGGAGUUAUUCUUUAUAGUGAAGCCAAGAAGCGUAGCAAUAAAUGAGACCCAUAAUUAUUAAUUACUAUAACUUAAUUAGUUAAAGAUUACAAGCUCACCAUGGACAACUUGAAGCAGGUUAGGCUUUAUGUGCUGUUGCUUGUUGCUGCUGAUCUUGCCCUCUAAAUUCAUAUUUUUUAUGCUCAUAAAACCUUGGGCUUGGGGACAUUGAAGCUGCAUAUGUGUAACAGCUACAUGAAAAAUCAAAAGUAAGCCAUUAGUUACAUCUGUGUUUAGGGUUCAUAGUAUAAGAAUUGUAGAAUUAUUUUGCUAUGAAUUAUGUUAUAUUCAAACUUCUUAUAGAUUAUUUAUUCAAGGCUAUGCCCAUUUAUCCUUUCA
Messenger RNA from Lactuca virosa, 1386 nucleotides. The record is from the annotation of a GenBank genome assembly. NCBI's taxonomy places the organism in Eukaryota, Viridiplantae, Streptophyta, Magnoliopsida, Asterales, Asteraceae.